GAGAGCCGGGUCUCAGGUUCUCGGGGAUGUGCCGCAACGAUGGGGACGGCAGCAGGCGGUAAUGCGUACUUCCAGAGGGGCAGUCUGUUCUGGUUCACCGUCAUCACCCUCUCCUUUGGGUAUUACACGUGGGUUGUCUUCUGGCCUCAGAGUAUCCCUUAUCAGAGCCUCGGGCCGCUGGGCCUCUUCACUCAGUACUUGGUGGACCAUCAUCAUACCCUCCUGCACAAUGGGUAUUGGCUUGCCUGGCUGAUUCACUUGGGAGAGUCCUUGUACGCCAUGGUUUUGUGCAAGUCUAAAGGCAUCACAGAUGGUCGGGCUCAACUACUCUGGUUCCUACAAACGUAUCUCUUUGGGAUAGCAUCUCUCUCCAUCUUGAUGGCUUACAGACCAAAACGCCAAAAACAAACUUAAAGAGGAUACCCAAAAGCUUUCUUUACACUUUUGACAUUCAACUUCACUGUUUUGGGGGUGGGGGAGAUGCUGGGGGAUGCUGAGUUUACUUGAUCUUUCUAUUUUCCAGAAAUUUAAGACCCUCUAGUUAUUCAUUAUUCUUUCAUACGCUCUGGUUGAGCUUGACUAGAUGAUAGGAAAGGAUUUAAGCUUCCCAGUUCUGCAGACUAACCUGUUUGGCUGAGGGCUUCCAAGCUACCUGCUUGAGGUCUUUGGCCAUGUUGGUGCUCCUUGUAUCAUCUGGUUUAAGCUGUGUACUAAAACUGCUUGUUGGUAUAACUUUGCUCCCACCUUCUGACUAAGACACCUUACCCUUACCACCGCAUCUUAGCUCUCCUUUCCCCCAAAUUUUUCCACCUUUCUGAACCAAGACAGAGUGACAUUUCCCCAACACAUCAAUUCCACAUGCACUAGGCACCUGGGAAGCAGGAUCUUAUCCUCUCAAACUUCCAUUUCUCACACACCAAGAAAGAUAAGGAAGAUAAGCAAGUGCCUGGAAUGGGCCAGGCCGAGCAGUGACCUAGAGGCACAGAGGACACACAGUACCUAGAGGAGAGGAUCGGGAAUGCCUCCCCUGAUAGAGCCAGCCAGAAGCCAUCCU
This is a messenger RNA of Odobenus rosmarus divergens (Pacific walrus), 1054 nucleotides long. It is a transcript of the gene TMEM254, whose product is annotated as transmembrane protein 254. The record is from RefSeq and is a predicted model, not a curated record. The transcript has 4 exons. The coding region runs from base 40 to 414 and encodes 124 amino acids. NCBI's taxonomy places the organism in Eukaryota, Metazoa, Chordata, Mammalia, Carnivora, Odobenidae.